AUGUUUGGUCUCCUCGUCACGGUCCUGGUUCACCACAUCAAGAGCCUCCGCGAGGCCGUCUCCCAUGCCAUGGCCCACGUUAUGCGCAAGGUGCACAAGGCCACUAUGAAGACGCCCGUCGAGGUCCUCCCCACCCAUGUCAAGCUGCCUGAUGGCCGCGCGGUCGACUUGGGUUCCCGCGAUGAUGUGUGCUGGGGCACGUACACGCCUCGCGCCGUCAACAACCAGUCCGCCACUCUCGCCCCACAACCCGUCGUUGUCAAUACUGAAGACGAGGACAGCACUUCUGUCAUCACUUCCGAGUCCUCGGUCAGCACGAGUGACAGCUCCGCUACCUGCAGCGAGCCCGUCACCAAUGAACCUGAGGUGGUCGAGGUCGUCGCUGUUGAGACCUCUGAGGCUGCGGAGACCACUGCCGACCCUUCCAAUUCCGCACCCAUCAUCCAAGAUACCGAGGCUGAGGACACGUCCGAGCCCACGACCCUUAUGGCAGGCCAGUUGAGCGCCAUCACCAUCGACAGCGAGGACCUUGCGACCACAGUCUCCGGGCCCAUCAUCGCCGAACUCGAGGAGGACGUCACCACGUUCCAGCCUCUCAUCACUGAUGAAGGUGUUGAUGUUCUCACGGUCGCUCAGGAGUCUUCCGUCAUCACCAUGGGGUUUACCGCCCUCCGCCGCGAGUCCAUCAGCGAGUCGAGCCCUACCAUUAACGAGGUCAACCCACCCAUCGACUCCACGGCCUGUCUUCCUUGCCACACAACUGCGGUCGAGCCCACCACGGAUGUUGUCACAGUCGAUGCCCCCACUGAGGACAAGGACGUUUCCCAGAUGCUCGCCAAGGUCGCCAUCGCCGACAUGGUCCUCGCUGCGACUCUUGUCAAGGCAUCCAAUGACGACAACCUCCGUCUCCUCGCCUCUGUCUGCGCGGACCCCCACGAGGGUAACCUGGUCCUCCUGGCCACUAUUGCCGAGGACGUUGCUGCCGAGGCCGAGGCUGAGGCCGAGGUUGAAACCUCCAACACCUCUGAUGACACAAGCGAGGACACGGCCAUUGUAACCCCACGCAUCCAGUUCCCCCAGACUGCGUCUCGCGAGAACCUCUGGUACCCAACUCUGCGGCACGGCGACGACUCGGUCCACCCCCUUACCCCGGUCGACGGUCUCAAGGAUGCCACCAUGAUCGCCCAUCCAACUGUGCCAGCGAUCACGCUCACGCCGUCCACCGUCCUCAACUACCAGGACCGUCUCGAGAUGUCGUGGCCGAACAACCAGUCGGUUCCUGUCGCCAUGGAUCGCCCCUACCCGCUCGCCUCCAAGCCUGAAGCGCACUUCUUCCUCUUCAUCGGCUCCUGCCAGUUCGAAUAUGAGCGUGGUUUCACCAGCUCGAUGGCGGUGCCCAUUCUCAAGCCGGCUGCGAAUAUUGCAGAGUUUGAAGAGGCCUCGCUUGCGCCGCAGCACCGAUGUGCCAUCUCAGGAUCCCACCUUGCCACCUCGGUACUGGCCACCGUCAAGUCGUCAACCGAGCCCUCCGCAUCCCCUCCCACCUCCGAGCUGUUCACCGUCACGUCCUGCACCACUGGGUCAUCGACCUCGUCGCCAGCCCCUUCCUCGACUGAAGUCAUGCCCAUCCACAACUGGGCCAAUGACGAUGACGCCGACGUGGAGGACUACCCGGCAGAGUGGUACGUGGGCGCGGGCAUGCCUGUCCCCCCUUCGGCUCCCUCUUCCGCCCCUUCCUCUCAGGCUCCAGCUCUGGCGCACAGCGCCUCGGCCGCUCGCCCGUCGUCUCCCACGCCCAGCAGCGUGCCGUCCCUUGUGGACGAGACGUCCGAAAGCGACGAGGAGCGCUCGGAGCUCGAGCCCGAGCACGAGCCUGAGGUCAUCUCGCCGGUCGAGUGGCUUGGCUUUCUUGAGGGAGGCAAGGGUGGUGACGAGAGUGUGGUUCCCAACGUGCUUGCCGAGCUGGAGCUCAGGGUCCCCGAGGUAGAGGCCAAGGCCGUUCCCGUCAAGCUCGUCCCCACUGUCCCCACCCUCCCAAAGCUCGACUGGUCCAAGAUGGAAGAAGACGAGGUGGAGGAUGAUUGGCCAGUCCACUGGUACAUCGAGCUCGGCUUGACCCCGCCCGUGAUCCCCCCGCCCGUGACCGUCUCGAGCAAGUCGCUCAAGCGCAAGGCACGCAAGGCGCGUAACAAGGCAAACAAGGCCAACAAGGCCAACAAGGCCAGCAAAUGA
Apiotrichum porosum is the source of this 2232-nucleotide messenger RNA. RefSeq lists its product as uncharacterized. The transcript has 8 exons. The coding region runs from base 1 to 2232 and encodes 743 amino acids. Lineage: Eukaryota; Fungi; Basidiomycota; Tremellomycetes; Trichosporonales; Trichosporonaceae. The record is from RefSeq and is a predicted model, not a curated record.